AUGGCAGAAGGUCUUUUGCAACAACCAAGGAGCGGAAGCACUUUAGAAGAAGUUGGUUAUGAAUAUUUCAAUGAUUUAGCUUCAAGAUCAUUUUUUCAGCCUUCUAAUAUUGCUUACAAAAAUUCAUUUGUGAUGCACGACCUCAUGCAUGAUUUGGCGACAUUCUAUGGUGGAAAGUUCUAUUUUAGAACCUUUGAACUCAAAAAUUUACUCAAGCAUGAUACUAAAACUCGUCAUUUGUCAUAUGUUCUUUGCAAUGAUUCAGUCUCAAAGAUCGUGGAAAAGCUGCUUCAAAAGCUGGAGACCAUUUUGAAUGUGGUUGAAGCUGUGCUGAAUGAUGCUGAGAAGAAACAGAUUUCUAACCCUGCUGUCAAGAGGUGGCUUGAAAAUCUCCAAGAUGCUGUCUAUGAUGCUGAUGACUUGCUGGACGAAAUCGCCUCCAAAGCUGCCACUCGGAAGGAUCCACCACCAGGUAACUUCCUGUCUCGCUUUCUCAAUUUGCAAGAUAGGGAGAUGGUUACUAGAAUUGAAGAAAUCAUUGCUAGACUACAAGAUAUUGCAAGUCAUAAAGAUAUCCUUGGUCUAGAAAAGAUUUCAGUGAAGAACAUGUCAGGGAGAAUUGAAUCAACAUCUCUUGUUCAAAAGUCUGAUGUAUUUGUUGGUAGGGACCAAGAGAGGGAGGAUAUAGUCAAUUUGUUGUUGGAUGAUAGUAAUGAUGGUAAACUAUCUGUGAUCCCCAUUUGGGGCAUGGGUGGGAUUGGAAAAACUACUUUGGUUCAAUGGGUUUUUAAUGAUGACAGAGUGCAGCAAAAAUUUGAUGUUAAAACAUGGGUUUGUGUUGGAGAAGAAUUUGAUGUUCUUAAGGUGACUAAAACUGUGGUAGAGAAAGCAACUUCUGGUCCUUGUAACUUGAAUGAUUUAGAUUCAGUUCAGCUUUGGUUGAAGAAUGAGCUAGCAGGGAAGAGUUUCUUGGUUGUUUUGGAUGACAUGUGGAGUAACAAUUAUAUGGCUUGGAAAAAGUUGCUAACUCCUUUUCAAUGUGGAACUGAGGCAGGGAAGCAUGGAGGUAAGAUUCUUGUGACAACUCGUAACGAAAAGAUUGCAAAUAUGGUCAAAAGUCAUGACCAUCAAGCCCACAAUUUGAGUGUGUUGAAUGAUGAAGAUUGUUGGUCAUUGUUUGCAAAUCUCGCCUUGCUUUCUAAAGACCGUUUAGGUUUUGAAAAAGUUGGGAGAGAAAUCGUUAAAAAGUGUAAAGGAUUACCUCUGGCUGUUCAAACACUUGGGAGCUUACUAAGUACCAAAGAUGAUGAAAGGGAUUGGAAUGAUAUUUUGAACAAUGAAAUUUGGGAUUUUUCUGAAGAGGAAAGUGAGAUUCUUCCUGCGUUGAGGAUCAGUUAUUACCACCUUCCUUCGUACUUAAAACGUUGUUUUGUUUAUUGUUCUUUGUAUCCCAAGGACUAUGAGUUUGAAAGAGAUGAAUUGAUGUUAUUGUGGAUGGCAGAAGGUCUUUUGCAACAACCAAGGAGCGGAAGCACUUUAGAAGAAGUUGGUUAUGAAUAUUUCAAUGAUUUAGCUUCAAGAUCAUUUUUUCAACCUUCUAAUAUUGCUCAUAAAAAUUCAUUUGUGAUGCACGACCUCAUGCAUGAUUUGGCGACAUUCUAUGGUGGAAAGUUUUAUUUUAGAACCUUCGAACUCAAAAAUGUACUCAAGCAUUAUGCCAAAACUCGUCAUUUGUCAUAUGCUCUUUGCAGCAAUGAUUCAAUCUCAAAGAUUGUGGAAGUAUGUGAUAGUUUAAAGCAUGCAAGGACAUUGCUGAAAAUCAAUUUGGGUAUAUAUCAUGGAUUCUCAAAGGGAAUAAUCGAUCCUUGUCACCUUCUAGAACAAAUGAAGUGCUUACGAGUUUUGUCAUUUAAAUCCCUCUCCCGUGAGGAAGACUUGUUGCACGAUUCGAUUGGUGAAUUGAUUCAUUUGCGUUAUUUAGAUCUUUCUAACACAUUUGUCGUAACAUUGCCCGAGUCACUGUGUAAUUUGUACAAUUUACAAACUUUGAAGUUGAGAAACUGUAAGAACCUUAAAAAGCUUCCCUCCAAGAUGCAAAAUCUUGUGAAUUUGCGUCAUCUUGAUAUCGAAGACACUGAACUGGAAGAGAUGCCAAAAGGUAUGGGAAAAUUAAAAGACUUGCAGACUCUGAGUUUCUAUAUUGUUGGCAAGCAUGAAGAGAAUGGGGCUGGGGACUUGGGAGAACUUGUAAAUCUUGGAGGGUCAUUUCGGAUUGAGAAGAUAGAGAAUGUGGUGAACAGCAGUGAAGCUUGGAAGGCAAGGAUGGUUGAUAAGAAAUAUAUCAGUUAUUUAUGUUUGAAGUGGUCAGCGGGUGAAGAUAGUGAUAUGGUUGAUUCCCAAAUGGAGAAAGAUGUACUUGCCAAAUUAGAACCUCACAAAGACCUGAAGAAACUAAGAAUCAUGGGUUACAGGGGUACCAUGUUUCCAGAUUGGGUAGGGCAGUCUUUGUACCACAAGAUGACUGUAUUGGAGCUGAGUGGAUGCGGGAAUUGUUGGGUGCUUCCUUCACUUGGACAGUUGCCCUCUCUAGAGACCCUGUUAAUUUCGAACUUGGACAUGGUGAAGAGGAUUGGUGGUGAAUUCUACAAGGAUGAUGGAAGUGAUCAUCAUCAGGAGACACCUUUCCGAUCCCUUAAAACUCUUGAUAUUUCAAGAAUGCCAUGCUGGGAGGAAUGGGAGUCGUAUGAAUGUGAUGACGAUGAUGCACCAUUUCCUCAACUUAAGGUGCUCAUGAUAAAGAAGUGUCCUAAGUUGAGAGGAGAUUUGCCCACUUUCCUUCCAUCUUUGAAGGCACUCUGGAUUUUUGGAUGCAAGCAGCUUGGUUGUUAUCUGCCAAGAGCUCCCAUCAUACGCAAAUUAAGAAUAUUUGGCAAACAAGAAGCAAGAAUGCGGGACAUAGCACUUUCCACGUUGGAACAAGUUUCAAUUAAUGGAGAGCAACAGGUGGAAUACGUGUUCAAUGCCAUGACCCACACUCAACCAACCUCUCUCACAUGGCUACAAAUCUCAAACUGCUCAUCAGCCAUAUCAUUUCCAGGGGAUUCUUUGCCCCCUUCAUUGCAACAUCUGUCCAUCAAGAAUUGCAUGAAUGUAAAAUUCCCAAUGCAACAUCAACAACAUCACUCGCUACAGAGUUUAGAAAUAGACAACAGCUGCGAUUCGCUGACAUCGUUCGCAUUGCUAGCGUUCCCAAAUCUCAAAUAUCUGACAAUCCAAAGACGUGAAAAUUUGACCUCUCUGGAGGUGUCACAGUCCUUCCCACAAUUAUCAAUUUCAGGCUGCUCCAAGCUGGAGAACAUAAGGCUUCCUGUCUCUUUAAGUCAACUCAUCAUCAAUAAAUGUCCGUUAUUGGAGGAACGCAUACAGAAGAAGUACCCCCACAUUUGGCCAACCAUUUCCCACAUCCCAUACAUUUAUGUUAAUGGGAAACGGAUUCGCAAUGACUCAACAUCUUAAAACAGGGACAUCCAAUGAUUCUUCUGGGACUCGUGAAUUUGUUGCAUUGGGGUGCUGCACCUCCAUUCUUAAAUUAUUUGCUGGUAAGUGCAUGGACAAGGAGCUAUGCAUAUAGUUGAACUUUCUUGUCAAAACUUCAAGCAGGACUACUCUUAAGAGGUAUAAUCCUAUGAUUCAUAACAUUUCUUAUACAAUAUACCUUCUCAUACAUCUGUUUCAUAACCAUUGUGAAUAAGGAUUCUGCUUUUGCUACAUCCAAGUAUGUACACCCAUCACAUGCUCAUGGUGUGGCCUCUUUUAGUGGCAUCAUAAACAACAUGGACAAACUUGGUAAUUUGGAGCAUGUAAUGUUGAAAGCUACGCUGAGUGGCUGAUAUGAUGAUCUCAAAACAAUGUUGCUCAACUCAAGGAAGAAAUGAAUUCUGAGGCAUGUCUUUGACAAGAAAACAUAUUGGAUCAAGUUGUAGUAAGCACCAUUUGGAGAGCAAAGGAACCUGGCCAAGAAAGAUUUCACGAGGUGCGGUCUCUGCAUCAAUGCCAAAGCAGAAUUCAUGGAAGACAUCAUUCUCGUACAAAAUCAAAGGAAGAAAUGGAUGAUGUGGAACAGAAUUUCACAAAGACAGAUAGACCAAUCAAUAUGCAACAAGAACACCUUCAAUUAUCUUCUUUUCUCUUAAGAGUUUUCAUGCUUCAUCAUUUCAUUAUAUUUAAGGAUAGUUGAUAUAUGGAAUAAUGAAAGACUAAACUACAUUGUGGAGCCAAGUUAAUUCAUUUGAUGAACUUAUUGGUUAGCUCAUUAGUUCGUUUAAGUAAUUGUCAGAGUUCAGACCCGACCUUAUGUAUGCAACAAUCCUUCAAUAUAACUCAAUUCUAUGAUGGAUUAGUCA
Arachis ipaensis is the source of this 4403-nucleotide messenger RNA. The record is from RefSeq and is a predicted model, not a curated record. Lineage: Eukaryota; Viridiplantae; Streptophyta; Magnoliopsida; Fabales; Fabaceae.